Messenger RNA from Thalassophryne amazonica, 1677 nucleotides. RefSeq names its product endoplasmic reticulum-Golgi intermediate compartment protein 2-like. Gene Ontology annotation, cellular component: membrane; endoplasmic reticulum; COPII-coated ER to Golgi transport vesicle. The record is from RefSeq and is a predicted model, not a curated record. Gene Ontology annotation, biological process: retrograde vesicle-mediated transport, Golgi to endoplasmic reticulum; endoplasmic reticulum to Golgi vesicle-mediated transport. The transcript is spliced from 14 exons. Lineage: Eukaryota; Metazoa; Chordata; Actinopteri; Batrachoidiformes; Batrachoididae. Bases 263 to 1390 code for a protein of 375 amino acids.
AUGGGUUCAAAUGUCAGACGAGAACGCGCCUGAUGCUUUAUUACAGUUUUCCGUCGAAAUGAAAAGAGUUUAAUCGUAUGUUGAGUUGACAGUAGUAUGUUCGCUCCGUUUCGCUGCUCAUCCGGUUAGCAAAGCUAACGUUAGUUAUCCGGCUUUUCGCUCGUCGUCGACGUCAGCACAGAAGAAGCCCUCGAAAACAUUUCGUACUUUAAAGCCGUGUUUAUGAAGGAGUUACCAGAAGCCUCCGCACCGCUCCUAAAUAAUGAGGAGGCUGAACAAGAAGAAAGCUCUGACUUUGGUGAAGGAACUGGACGCAUUCCCCAAAGUUCCUGACAGCUACGUGGAGUCCACAGUCAGCGGAGGAACGGUGUCUUUGAUAGCAUUCGCUCUCAUGGCUGUCCUUGCCUUCCUGGAAUUCUUUGUAUACACAGACACAUGGAUGAAGUAUGAAUAUGAGGUGGACAAAGAUUUCACGAGUAAACUGAGGAUAAAUAUUGACAUUACAGUGGCCAUGAGAUGCCAGUACAUAGGUGCAGAUGUCCUAGACUUGGCAGAGACCAUGGUUGCUUCUGAUGGCUUAAAAUAUGAACCAGUCAACUUUGAUCUUUCUCCAGAGCAAAGACUAUGGCACAUGACACUUCUGCACAUCCAGGAACGCCUUCGAGAGGAGCACUCACUCCAGAAUAUACUUUUCAAGACGGCAAUACAAGGAUCUCGAGUUGUUGAACUUCAAAAUGAGGACAGUCAUACUUCUUUCACUGCCUGUAGGAUACAUGGACAUCUAUAUGUCAACAAGGUGGCUGGAAACUUCCACAUUACUGUGGGCAAGUCCAUCCCACAUCCUAGAGGUCACGCACAUCUAGCUGCCCUGGUUAGCCAUGACUCAUAUAACUUCUCUCACCGGAUUAGCCACUUGUCCUUUGGAGAAGGGAUUCCUGGGAUUAUCAACCCUUUAGAUGGCACUGAGAAAGUCUCAGAAGAGCCUAAUCAUAUGUUUCAGUACUUUAUCAACAUUGUGCCAACCAAACUGAAGACCUCUAAGAUCUUUGCAGAAACACACCAGUACGCCGUCACAGAGCGGGAACGAGUAAUAAACCAUGCUGCAGGCAGCCACGGUGUCUCAGGGAUCUUUAUGAAAUAUGACAUCAGCUCACUAAUGGUGACAGUUACAGAACAACACAUGCCUUUCUGGCAGUUUCUCGUCAGGCUCUGUGGCAUCAUUGGAGGCAUUUUCUCAACUACAGGUAUGCUUCAUGGUUUGGUGGGCUUCUUGGUUGAUGUAGUUUGUUGCCAAUUCCAAGUCGGAAUUUACAGGAAACGUAAGCUACGUGGGCGCUACCAAACGGUCAAUGCAAACCAGAGAAAUUGUGGAGAGAGCUGGACAGCGUGAUCACAUCUGUCGGAUUUUAGUGUCAUCACUGGAGACGUGUAUGAGGAGGAUCCUCAGGAUGUUCAUGAAAACCGUAAAAGUCAAGUUCUCAAUUCCAUUGGCUAAUGUUUAUUGACAUCGUAGGUGGCCUCCAGCUUGCAGUCUGUUCAUACUGUGUGGUAAUAUCUCGUCUCAGUAGACGGCAAUGACAUGCCAGAAUAAUGUUUACAAGUUCAUUAAACAUGGCAACUGUUUUCAAAAAGUGUGCAGAUUUGUUUGGGGUGCAUUGGUUACAUUUUUUUUUAAAG